This is a messenger RNA of Puma concolor (puma), 969 nucleotides long. It is a transcript of the gene ARG1, whose product is annotated as arginase 1. Gene Ontology annotation, cellular component: nucleus; cytosol; cytoplasm. Gene Ontology annotation, molecular function: arginase activity; manganese ion binding. The record is from RefSeq and is a predicted model, not a curated record. Lineage: Eukaryota; Metazoa; Chordata; Mammalia; Carnivora; Felidae.
AUGAGUUCCAAGUCAAAAUCCAUUGGGAUCAUCGGAGUGCCUUUCUCAAAGGGCCAGCCACGAGGAGGCGUGGAAGAAGGCCCUACCGUAUUGAGAAAGGCUGGCCUGCUUGAGAAACUUAAAGAACAAGGGUGUGAUGUGAAAGAUUACGGGGACCUGCCCUUUGUUGACGUCCCUAAUGAUCCUCCCUUUGAAAUUGUGAAGAAUCCAAGGUCUGUGGGAAAAGCGAAUGAGCAGCUGGCUGGUGUGGUGGCAGAGGUGAAGAAGAAUGGAAGGACCAGCCUGGUGCUGGGCGGAGACCACAGUAUGGCGAUUGGAAGCAUCUCUGGCCAUGCCAGGGUCCACCCAGAUCUCUGCGUCAUUUGGGUGGAUGCUCACACUGAUAUCAACACUCCACUGACAACCACAAGUGGGAACUUACACGGACAACCUGUGUCUUUCCUCCUGAAGGAACUAAAAGGAAAGAUCCCUGAUGUACCAGGAUUCUCGUGGGUGACUCCCUGCAUAUCUGCCAAAGAUAUUGUGUAUAUUGGCCUGAGAGACGUGGAUCCUGGGGAACACUAUAUUUUGAAAACUCUGGGUAUUAAGUAUUUUUCAAUGACUGAAGUGGAUAAACUGGGCAUUGGCAAGGUGAUGGAAGAAGCACUCAGCUACCUACUAGGAAGAAAGAAAAGGCCAAUUCAUUUGAGCUUCGAUGUUGAUGGACUGGACCCAUCCUUCACACCAGCUACUGGCACACCAGUCCCGGGAGGUCUGACUUACAGAGAAGGUCUCUACAUUACAGAAGAAAUUUACAAAACAGGGCUACUCUCAGGAUUAGAUAUAAUGGAAGUGAACCCAUCUCUGGGGAAGACACCGGAAGAAGUAACUCGAACAGUGAACACAGCAGUAACAGUAACCUUGGCUUGCUUUGGAGUUGCUCGGGAGGGUAAUCAUAAGCCUAUUGACUACCUUAACCCACCUAAGUAA